CCUUUAUUUGCUCCCGUUUGUUAAUUUCAAAAACUUCAGGAGGCUUCUGAUUUUGGGAACAUGAAAAGCUUUAGUUGAUUUAUUUCGUUUCCUUUUCCCUAGAUGCAUUUAUUUCCAAAUGGUACACAGAAUGUAGAUUUCUUCCUGCAUUUAAAUGGGUUGAACGGCCUCACAACUCGCCAAAUUCCAGGUUAAUCUACUAUUGUCUCCCGCGGUCACAAUCAGAUCUCCCAUGAUUGACAUAUUUGCACGAAAUCGGUUGUCUGAACAGCGAAGUCUGAUCCGAUUGCUUUCUGUAUUCUCUUAAAUGGGUUGAACGGCCUCACAACUCACCAAAUUCCAGGUUAAUCUACUAUUGCGCCUGUUCCAUUAUCGUCAACAGGUAUGGCUUUCGAAGUCCUUAUUUCACCUAUUGCUUUGAAAGUUCUUAUUUGACCUAUUCUCUAAGCUUAGGUUGGUUCCACUCUUCGGUUUCCACUCUUUGUGUGGAUGUGUUUUUCCUGCUGCGAUUUCAGUGCUUUCCACAUCGCAAAAGUUGCGAAGACAAACUAAUUCAACUUCGAAUUCAGGUUCUCUUCUCGCGCAUAUCUUGAUUUUUAGUUGUUCAUGUUGUGGGUGGAUGAUAAAGGUGAGUUAUGGGUUUUGUCUUAUCCAAUGUGGUAACAAAUUUCCAUCUGUUGCUCUCAUGUUUCAAGUUGGGAAAGUUCCAAAAUAUGAUAAUGUGAGUUGGUCUUUUUGGCUGCAAUAGUUUCUCAUGUGAAUUAUAUUUUGUCUCCUCUUUCUUGAUUUCGGGUUAUAAUCGAGAAAUACUAUUAGUUGGUAGAUGGGUCGUUGUAAGGAGGAACCAGCUCUUGCACCCAAAAGAGUUGCACAGGCCGUGAAGUUGACAUUAUGCACUUCUCAAUCGGAAUUUUUGUAGUUGUACCAGGAUGCAUCUAUGGUGGCAAUACAAUAGGCAACACCCAAAAGAGUUGCACAGGCCGUGAAGUUGUCAUUAUGCACUUCUCAAUCGCAAUUUUUGUAGCUGUACCAGGAUGCAUCUAUGGUGGCAAUACAAUAGGCAACAAAGAAGGUUUGGUCAUUUGGUUGAUCUUUAUGCAUGGAACCCGCACUAUAGAUAUCUGGGUGCAGUUGGACCUCCUGGCAAAUCGUAUACUAGAAGCAUUUGGGAAUGCAAAUCUGCUAAAGAAACCAUCUUCAGUAGGGGAGGGAAUCGAAGGUCCUACUAAAAUGUCAAGGUAUCCAGUGAGAAUUGUUCUUUGGCCGUAUAUGAUAUUGGGUCAUCCAGAUUCUGUUUUCUAUGAUCAAGGAGAGCGUAAAAUUGCGUUGUCCAAACCUGCGAAAGAAUUUGUCCGAGAGUUUGAGUUGUUAUUGGAGAUGAUAUUAGAGGGACCCAAACAAGGUUCUGAUGAGAAUCUAACACCGCCACAUCACAGAAACGUCCGACCUUCAGGUUUCAGCUUGCAACUUUUGACCGAGCAUGGUCGUACUUAAAUUAUUUCAUAGUGUGGAAAGGGAUUCUCAAUCUGUGGAGGAGGAUUUGGUUCGAGCAGCUUGCAAGCUUUAUCUCUCAAUAAUUCAAAAAAUGCAAGCUUACUCCAAAAGGGGAUGAAUGAUGAUCUCUUACUUAUGAUUUGAUGGCCAUUCAGAAACAAGAUCUAAUCUCUCAUUGGCUUAUCAAACUGACCUGAUAAUUGAACAUCA
Messenger RNA from Tripterygium wilfordii, 1704 nucleotides. RefSeq lists its product as uncharacterized. Lineage: Eukaryota; Viridiplantae; Streptophyta; Magnoliopsida; Celastrales; Celastraceae. The transcript is spliced from 4 exons. The record is from RefSeq and is a predicted model, not a curated record. Gene Ontology annotation, biological process: signal transduction. Bases 892 to 1494 code for a protein of 200 amino acids.